Diaporthe amygdali is the source of this 816-nucleotide messenger RNA. RefSeq lists its product as uncharacterized. The record is from RefSeq and is a predicted model, not a curated record. Lineage: Eukaryota; Fungi; Ascomycota; Sordariomycetes; Diaporthales; Diaporthaceae. The transcript is spliced from 3 exons. The coding region runs from base 1 to 816 and encodes 271 amino acids.
AUGGCCGCUUCAGCAGACCAGGGGGAUGACCCGUCCCAAUGGACACGAAUCGUACGCAAAGGCAAAAAGGUUGGCCGCCAGAAAGAGGUCCUACGCCUGCCUGUCGGCGGCCCAGCUGAAAACUUCCACCCAAACGGUUUUCCACAGCUCACCGUCGACGACAUCAAGGCCGACCACCACAGGAUUGGGUCCAAGUGGCAAGCAACAAAAUGCCACGAGCAGCUUUGCAAAAUCAUUGAAGACAAUUCUGCUUCUCAUGACACAAUCACCCGUGCUGUCUGUCUUGGUCUAGGGCCCUUCGAUCCUGAGGAUGCCUCUUGGUCUGCUCAACGGCGGUCUCACAUCCAGCUGGCGGCUUUCCUGGCCAUUGUAGAAGCUCUUAGAGCAGAAAGUGGGCAAGAGAUCGAGACAAUCUAUCAAGAACCACGUUUUACUCAACCAGACAAGGAAUUCCUGACCGGUCUGGGUGGAAAGACUGUAGACUCGCCCGGUGCCUACGAGCUUAUUGACAGAAGCACACUGAUCUUCGGCGUGCAUCUCUACCGAGAUAUAUGGGCAGCGGCGCUCAAGGAAAGUCUGCCAGCAAUGUGCGUGGGCACAGGCUGGGACGUCUGGGAGGAGAACCCCGGUGCCGAUAAGAGCCCCGACUUUGAUCGGAUUCGAGAAAUGGACGCCGCCUUCGACAAGAUGCCUUUCCCACAGGAUGACUACAGCUCUUUCUCCAGCACAUGCAUCUACUGGAAGAAGCAAGAUGUCAAGGACGAAGCCCCGGAACAAGAUGCUCUGGAAGACUUGCAAAGUUUGCGUGUCAGUUGA